AUGGCGUUGAGGGUAAGUAAAAGGCUACUAAGAGUGGUUUUUUUGGUCAUUUCAGCCUUGGGUAUCAUUGGCCUAGUGCUUCAUAGCACCAAUAAUGAAACAGCACUCUUUUACGUGAACAAGGCAAAAGAUGCGGUUGCUCAAAAGACUGCUUGGAACUCGGAAGCAGCUAAACAGGAGGAAGAACAGAGAAAAAAGGCCGAAGAAGAGUCCCAAAAGGGUAAACAUCUGGAAGACGUCGAAAUGGACAGCAAUGCCAAAACCCUUUUGGAAGAUGCUGCAGCAGCACCACCAGAAGUUGUGGGCGAAGGAGUGAAAGAGGGUAAAACACAGAAAACCGGUGGAGACAACAAAGUCAGAGCGGCGUUUGUAUCGCUGGUCAGAAACCAGGACUUACCUGAAAUUUUGGAAACUGUGCAGAACUUGGAAGACCGUUACAACUCCAAGUUUCACUAUCCAUACGUGUUUUUGAACAACGAGCCAUUCACUGCGGAGUUUCAAAAUGCCAUGAGGAACGUUGUGUCAUCCAACGUGACAUUUGGGCUCAUUCCUGAACCGCACUGGUCGUAUCCAGACUGGAUUGAUCAAGACAAAGCUGCUGAAGUGAGACAGACUGCAAAAUACAUCUACGGUGACAGUGAAAGUUACAGACAUAUGUGUCGUUAUGAAUCUGGAUUCUUUUGGAGACACGAACUAUUGGACGAUUACGACUGGUACUGGCGUGUCGAGCCCAGUACCAAACUGCACUGCAAUGUCGACUACGACGUGUUCAAAUGGAUGCAGGACAACAACAAAAUGUAUGGGUUCACAGUGUCCAUCAAGGAAUUCGUGGACACGAUCAAGACGCUGUGGUCGGAAACCAAAGAAUUUAUCCAUAAAAAUCCGCAAUACGUUGCUGAGGAUAACAUGAUGGGAUUCAUCUCGAACGACAAGGGCAAAACUUACAAUUUGUGCCAUUUCUGGUCAAAUUUUGAAGUGGCAAAUUUGAAUUUUUGGAGAUCUGAAGCCUACAGGGACUACUUCGAUCAUUUGGACCAUGCUGGGGGAUUUUUCUACGAACGCUGGGGUGAUGCUCCGGUUCACUCUAUCGCAGCGUCUUUGUUUUUGUCAAGUGACCAGGUCCAUUACUUCCCAGAUAUCGGUUAUUAUCACGCUCCUUACAACAAUUGUCCUUUGGACCAAAGCAUCUGGCAGAGCGGAAAGUGUUCGUGUGAGCCACUCCACGAUUUUUCUUUCCAACCUUACUCUUGUACGAACGAAUAUUACGAUUUCAAGAAAUUAGAGAAGCCAGAUGGGUGGAAGAAGUUUAGAAACGAUUAG
Messenger RNA from Lachancea sp. 'fantastica', 1320 nucleotides. The record is from the annotation of a GenBank genome assembly. NCBI's taxonomy places the organism in Eukaryota, Fungi, Ascomycota, Saccharomycetes, Saccharomycetales, Saccharomycetaceae.